AUGCCACCCGACGCUCUCGCCCCGUCGGGCGUCGGAGAGCCAGGGCUGCCGCCCUGCGAGCUCGCUGACGCCGACCGAACGCUGGCGGAGCGGAUUGGGCAGAUUCGGGAAUCACGUGCUCGGGUGCGUGCUGAGCCUGCUGCGCUUGAGACGCUGUUCACUCCCGAAGAGAUGAAUGCGCUCAGCGUAGCCUUCGAGCGGGUCGACACCUCGGGGCGUGGAGAGAUCUCGCUCGAGGAGCUGCCGCUCGCCUUUGCCGAGGUUGCAAUGGAGCCCAGUGGUGAGGAGGUGCUGCGGGCUCUAGCACACCUCGGCAAGCAGGAGGAGGCGGCGACGUUCAGCUUUGCAGAGUUCGCGCAGGCCGCCGAUUUCCUGUCGCCAGUGGAGGUUGAGCUCGAGGACCGAGGCGACUGGUAG
Messenger RNA from Emiliania huxleyi CCMP1516, 417 nucleotides. RefSeq lists its product as hypothetical. The record is from RefSeq and is a predicted model, not a curated record. The transcript has a single exon. Bases 1 to 417 code for a protein of 138 amino acids. Gene Ontology annotation, molecular function: calcium ion binding. NCBI's taxonomy places the organism in Eukaryota, Haptophyta, Isochrysidales, Noelaerhabdaceae.